UAAGCGAAAUGGGAAAUGUUAGUGAAGCAUGUAAAAUCAAUGAAUUAGGGGAAGUAAAUAAAUUAGGUGAGAUAAAUGAAUCAGGCAAAGUAAAUGAAUUAGGCAAAAUAAAUAGAUCAGGCGAAGUAAAUGGAUCAGGCGAAGUAAAUGAAUCAGAGAAAGUAAAUGAAUCAGGCGAAAUAAAUGGAUCAAGCAAAGUAAAUGAAUCAGGUGAAGUAAAUGAAUCAGACGAAGUAAAUAAAUCAGGUGAAGUAUAUGAAUCAGGAGAAGUAAUUGAACCAGAUGAAGUAUAUGAAUUAGAUGAAGUAAAUGAAGAAAGCAAUGAGCAAACAAAUGAAGAGCAAACAAGUAAUAAAGAGCAAACAAGUAAUGAAGAGCAAACAAGUGAUGAAGAGCAAGAGUAA
Messenger RNA from Racocetra fulgida, 404 nucleotides. The record is from the annotation of a GenBank genome assembly. Lineage: Eukaryota; Fungi; Glomeromycota; Glomeromycetes; Diversisporales; Gigasporaceae.